AUGCCAAUAAAAAUAGGCGUAGAAAUAAAGCCAAUCAGAGGUAUAACUCGCCUCAGCGUUAGCACCUUGUCAGUCGCUAACAAGUACUUAUGGUUCGGCUUAAAUGACGGGAAUAUAAUGAAAAUUUCCCACGAAGAUGAGUAUAACAAUACAGAAUCUCCUAGAAUUGGUGGAAUCGCUUCCGAAUAUACACUGCUGAGGACGAAAAGUCCAGGGUCUGAGGUACGUAAUUUAUACGUAGACGCAAAGUCAUUUCACUGUCUGGUGUGUUUAACAUCAGGAGACCACUACUAUUCGAACUUUCAAAGCACAGAGUUGUAUUUUAUGAGGCCUUUACAAAGAGUGUUCAUAAGAUCUCUGGCGUUCACUGAACUGACUUCUGAGAAUUACACGGAUUCUUUUCUCAUAGGAACCCAGCAGGGUUCCUUAAUAGAGGGAAGAAUAGAUUAUUCAAAGCCUCAAUAUUAUUUUAAGUCCCUUCACGUCAUUCCUGGCUCUGAACCUGUUCUAAGUACCCAGUUGAUCCCAAUAGUAUACAAGAACAAUCGCACAUUUCUCGUAGUGGCAGCUACAACAAAACGACUUUAUGAAUUUUUUAGUGGUUUAAGUCUCCAGGAUACCUUUUCAAGAUAUUCAACCAACACAACAAAUGAAAGUAAUAGUGUUAUGAAUAAUAAAAACGCGAUGACAGGGUUAAGAUAUGAAGUACCGCUAGCGGCACCUUAUGGUGAAUUAUUGGUAGUUGAAAAAGACGACGGAAGUCACACUUUGUUUUGGACAAACGCAACUGGGAUUGUGUUUUCCACUGUCCCGAGAAAGGUGAACGAGGACCAAACAUCUUGCUUAGAGUUUCCGCCUAACAUAAUCAGUUAUCCAACAGGGUUCAGAUAUUUGACCUUUUCAAGUUGCACCAAAAAGUUCAAGCACCACGAUAACAAGAAAAAUUUCCUACACAAACCACCAGAACAAAUUCCGAAAAGCGCUAUAGCACUCAACAAACACAUCCUCCUGCUCUUUGACGAGAUUAUCAUUGUCAUUAAUACAAUAAUUAAACAGCAAGUAUCUUCAUUUUCACUACCAUACGGUACGUACGGUGAUAUGAAAAAGUUGGUAAAGGAUCAAAUAUCAGGUUCAGUCUUCUUGCUAUCAUCAGAUGCACUAUACGAGGUUGUAAUUCAGAAGGAAUCUGACGACUCAUGGCAUUACUAUAUGCUUAAAGGUGACAUGAAUAGUGCUCUGGAACAUUGUAAAACAUCAGCCCAGAGGGAUCAAGUGUUAUUUAAGGCAGCCCUGGAUUAUUUUGAAAAGGGAAUGUUCGAAGAGUCCGCAAAGAUGUACGCCGAGUUAGAGAACCAGUACUCUGAGAUCGAGAAUGUAUUUUUAAAGUUCAAUAGACCAGAACACGAAUAUGGACUUAUUGAAUAUAUAACUAGGCUACUACAGAAAAUGGACAUUAACAAAGCUUUUCCAAAGUUUAUAAUAUUAACCAUCUGGUUGGUGGAGCUAAUCUCCUUUAAAUUUAAAGACCUUUCACUCACAAUUGAAACGGGAAUUGAGCAAGGAAAGGAUGUAGAGAGUUUAAAGGCACUAUAUAACUCACUGAAGCAGAAGUUUUCCAGGUUAAUAAUUUCAGUCAAGGAUAUAGAUGAGCUUGUGGCACCCAUAAACUUCAUACUUCAAACCACAGGCUGUAUUGAGGAGUGCAUAGAAUAUGCCAAACUAAGGAAUGAUAACUCCACAGUUAUCUGCCACCAUAUAACAAAUGGGAAUAACACAAAAGCACUGCAUGAAUUAUCUCAAAUGCCUCCUUCAGAAAAAAGAGAUUCACUUUUCCUCAGAUUUGCACCACUAAUAUUCAUGGAUAGCUGUGAAUCCUUUGCCAAGGUCCAGUUCCAAUCACUACCUCACAACUAUUUGAUCCCAAUACUCACACUACCAACAGUUUUGCCCAAUCCCAACUAUUUGGACAGUUCGCUCAAAAUUUUAAGGAGGAUACUCUCACAACCAAAUGGAAUGGACACAUUUUCAAAGUCUUUGCUCUGGUCCAUUUACAUUGUUCUGCUCACAUUCCUCCCAACUGAGGAUAACCUCUUGCAGGUUCUAUCGCAAGCCAACGUUGAUUUCACCAAACUGGACCUUUCAAUCCCACUUAGAUACUUGAAGCUUAAAUCUUAUAAUUUCAAACCUAUAAAUUCUAAUAAUGCAGUUAAACUAAAUGAUGUAAAUCACACCACUGAUGCGAGUGAUUUAAACCACACCCGUUGGAUGGUGCCAUUUAUCCACCUCUUGAGUUUAUGCGGCAUGGUUGACGACGCACUUGACUUGUCACUCAAGAUAAACGACCUUUCCCUAGCACAAAAAUGCGCAAUGAAGCCCACUAACGAUUUCUACAAAAGAAAACUCUGGCUUAAAAUCCUAAAGCACUCCUCAGUAAAUAAAACACAAAAUAUCACACUAUUGCUCAACGACUCUAAAGGCUUUAUACAAAUUAACGAUUUACUGGAUUACUUACACAAAGACAUUAGUUUAAGUGAUUUGAAGGGGGUCAUUGACGAAUUCCUACUACAGUAUGAGGAUAACAUUCAGGAAAGAAGGCAGGAAAUUGAAAACCUAUGCAACUAUAUUGAAGAAACUAAAUCUGAUAUUCAACUAGCUUCAAAAAGAUUUGUGAAUGUCUCAAUGACUGAGGAGUGUAGUGUGUGCAGUCAGUCUUCAUUUUUGAAGAACUUUAUCGUUUUUUCCUGUGGCCACGUGUUUCACCGCGGAUGCAUCGCAAAAACUCUAUAUACUUUGCUUAAAGGGCCCGAGCUUUCUGAGUUUGAUAAAAUUAAGGGCAGGUUCGACGAAUUUGGAGAUGACAGGUCAGAGUCCGAGUAUGUUGAUUACCUUUCAAAGGCAUGCUUACUCUGUGGUUAUCCUAUUCUACUUCUGGCGUCUCAACCGUUUAUAACGAACUCUGACAUCGAUGAGCUGGAAAAAUGGACUAUACAAUAA
Theileria annulata is the source of this 2994-nucleotide messenger RNA. RefSeq lists its product as uncharacterized. Gene Ontology annotation, biological process: vacuole organization; organelle fusion; endosome organization. The record is from RefSeq and is a predicted model, not a curated record. NCBI's taxonomy places the organism in Eukaryota, Apicomplexa, Aconoidasida, Piroplasmida, Theileriidae. The transcript has 7 exons. Gene Ontology annotation, cellular component: HOPS complex; endosome. Gene Ontology annotation, molecular function: protein-macromolecule adaptor activity. Bases 1 to 2994 code for a protein of 997 amino acids.